Messenger RNA from Talaromyces marneffei, 1056 nucleotides. RefSeq lists its product as uncharacterized. The coding region runs from base 1 to 1056 and encodes 351 amino acids. The record is from RefSeq and is a predicted model, not a curated record. The transcript has 2 exons. NCBI's taxonomy places the organism in Eukaryota, Fungi, Ascomycota, Eurotiomycetes, Eurotiales, Trichocomaceae.
AUGAGCUAUCGAGGUCGGAACCCACCACCCUUCAGAAGACAGGAUAACGGCACGAAUAUCAGAAACAAUACCACCGGGAGUCGAUUGCGGCCGGUUUCCGAUCCUCUCGAAGCUGUUGGUUUCCCCUCUAAGGGUGACAAGACGCUAUUAGACCACAAGGCCCAGAGAACAUACUACGACACCAUCGUCGACCGCUACAUGCGAUUUUGUUCUAGCCACUCGCAUGACCUUGAGGCAGCAUGGGCAUCUCUACCUGCCAGUGCAUCUGCAGAUGCAACCAAAAAUCCCCCAUCUAAUCUUCCUGCCCUUCCGAUUGGCAAGCCUUCGGCCAAACCCGCUCCUCGAGAUGACUCCGCAGAAGACCUUAUUGCGAAGACGGAAAGUCUGAGCCUAUCAGGAAAGCAGACUGCUGAGAAGCAACGUCCCCCGGCAGCUGAAUUAUCCACGUUGUUGAUGUCACUUCGCAAACUACGCGAGGGAAUCUUGGCAACGUCAUCUACUACUCCAGUAGCAUUUCAACAACAGAUACAUAUCUUCUCCAUCCGCUUCUCGAUACUAGCACGCCACCCACCGUCUUACUUUUCCUCCUUGCGUUACUUGCUGGAUAACUUGCACACAAAUUCUCAUCCGCUCUCGGUACAUGAUUUGACCGAUUUCACAUCCUACCUUAUUCUGGAUUAUGCGUGUCGUCAAAACUCGCUUGCCCCUGCCUAUACAUUGUUGGUCCAAGCCAGAGAGAAGCAUGGCUUCAAAUCUCCCGUUGUUGACCAAGUCCUUAAUGCCCUCACUCAUGACAAUUGGAUCUCAUUCUGGCGGAUCCAAAAAGAGGUAGAUGGUUAUGUCCGUGCAAUCAUGGGCUGGGCAACAGACCACAUGACGAAACAGGCGCUCAAGGCUGCUGGUCGAACAUACCUGAGUGUGAACGCGAAUUGGUUGCUGCGAACCUCCACUGGCGAAGAAGGUUGGACUUGGCAGAGGCUGGCAGACAAGGAGAAGUUAGGAUGGCAACUCGAGGGUGACUCAGUUAUUAUCCGGAAGCCUAGGGCGAAAACCUGA